Molecule: messenger RNA, 1627 nt
Organism: Panicum hallii
Lineage: Eukaryota; Viridiplantae; Streptophyta; Magnoliopsida; Poales; Poaceae
Product: LRR receptor-like serine/threonine-protein kinase FLS2
Exons: 2
Coding region: 115-1374 (419 amino acids)
Molecular function (GO): protein binding
Source: RefSeq, a predicted model, not a curated record
AUUUGUGGCGAGCACACAUACUUCGUCUUCUCGCUCGGCAGAGAGAUAUGAGAGAUACAGAGUGUUGCCGGAGAUAUAAUAGACAAAAGCAGGUGUGGAUCGCUUGGACCAGGAAUGGUCUUAGCUAGAUACCUCACAACACGAGGCUCUGCUCGGCGUGUCAAGUGGGAGAUGCUCGUGCUGCUUGGACUAUUGCUUCUUUGCCGUGGAAUCGGCAGCACCCAUGGCUCACCGGACGACCACGCCGGCGACGGCGACAUGAUGUCGCUGCUGGAUUUCAAGAGGGCCAUCACCAGCGACCCAAAGCGAGCUCUAGCCACAUGGAACACAAGCAACCCCUUGUGCAGGUGGGCUGGGGUCGCGUGCGGCCGGGCGCACCGGGGGCGUGUGAUCACAUCGCUGGGACUCGCAGGCCAGGACCUCGAAGGUGAAAUCACCUCCUCUCUUGGAAAUCUCACGUUUCUGAAGACGCUGAACCUGUCCGAGAACAGCUUCUCAGGCCGCUUGCCUCCUCUGGGCCGUCUCGGCAAACUGGAGGUCCUUGAUCUGAGCCGGAACUCGUUGCGCGAUGCUAUCCCAGAUGGAAUCGCCAAUUGCUCCAGCCUUCGUAUACUUGACCUCUCUGAAAACUCUCUAGUCGGUGAACUCCACCCUAAACUCGGCUUACUUUCUGGUCUCUCAGCUUUAGAUCUACACGGGAAUAGACUCAGAGGAACCAUCCCACCGUCCCUCGACAAUAUGACUCACCUAAAAGUACUCGGUCUAGAAAAUAAUAGCCUGUCAGGAAGUAUCCCUGCUGAGCUUGGAAAAUUAUCGAAUUUGUGGAUCUUGUCUCUAGGUGAAAAUAUAUUAUCAGGCGGCAUACCACGUUGCUUGGGAAAUCUCCAACAACUCAGGUGGAUGGAACUUGAUAACAACAAUCUCAGGGGUAAAAUACCAGUUACCUUGGGGAAUCUCCAACAGCUCAAAUUGAUGGAUCUUAGUCACAGCAAUCUCAGUGGUAAAAUACCACGUACCUUGGGGAAUCUCCAACAACUCAUAAUGAUGAACCUCAGUAACAACAAUCUCAGGGGUAAAAUACCAGUUACCUUGGGGAAUCUCCAACAGCUCCAAUUGAUGGAUCUUAGUCACAACAAUCUCAGUGGUAAAAUACCGCGUACUUUGGAGAAUCUCCAACAACUCAUGUGGAUGGACCUUAAUAACAAUAAUCUCCGUGGUAAAAUACCACGUACAUUGGGGAAUCUCCAACAGCUCUUAUCCAUGGAUCUUAGUCACAACAAUCUCGAAGGUGAUAUACCAUCCAAUUUGGGUGACCUUGGUCAACUCUACCACCUGGAUCUUAGCGACAACAAACUUAAAGGUAUCAUACCUUAGGAAGUCAUUCUGUACUUGCACAGUAUUCAGCCGCACCAUCCUGUAAUAGUACUCGUUUCAAGGUUCAAUACGCGUAGAUCGCAAGUUUGCUCCAGCAAUCUCACCGCACCACGGUGGACUGGAAGCGAGCCUCACUUGAGAAAUACAUGUAAUUCACUGUGAGCUGAUUCGUCUGAUGAAAAGAUCCCAUGAUCUCAUUUUUGUGGUACACCUUCCUGGUAUAUGUUAAUGACACGAAAAGUGUUUCCUGUUU